AUGCCUCGCAGCCGCGGCAAGAACGGCAGCGCCCUCCCCGAGGCGGCCCUGGAGCCGGGGCUGAAGGAGAUGAAGGAGACGUGGAGAGGCGCGGCGGCGUGUGUGGGGGUCGCGCUGCUGUUCCUGAUGACCAGCGCGGUGCUGUACUGGCAGUUGGCCGAGCAGCCGGGCCGGCGGGGGCAGCCGGGGGAGGUGGCCGCCAGGCGCUGGCUGCUCCGCGGCGGCUCCAGCGGCCUGAGCUGGCGGCCCGGCUCCCACUCACUGUGGCUCCAGGCGCUGGAGGGGCGGCUGGUGGCUGAGCUGGAGCUGGGGGUCGGGGGCCCCUCCCCCCCCAUGGCCAGGGACCUGUGCGCCUCCAACAGGAGCCGCUUCUGCUCCCACUGGGAAGGCGCUGAGCUCCACAUCUCCUCCCACCUCCGCUCCGCGGCCAACACGGACUGUUACCGUGUGGCCUGGACACCGCGACACUGCCGGGCGCGCAUUCAGGAUUGCUUCUCCAUGGUGAAUGUCUCGUGGUUUGGGGGAGCGAGCCUGCGCUCCCAGCACUGGCCCAUCAACCGUGCCAGCGCCUCGUCCCAGCCCUUCCUGAUCAGCGACCUGCAGGAGCAGCCCAGUGGGUUUGGGUCAGUGCUGGAGGGGUAUUUCCUGGGAUCGACAGGUGUGGCAGUCCUGCUGGACGGUGACUUGCCACUACAUCUGUUGAUUGAGCGGGAGAAACGCUUCUGCCUGGAGCCCCGGCCCGACGUGGCACUGAGUGCCCUGCGUUACACCGUGUGUGUCAGUCACAACAUCCGUUCUGUUCACCAGGACGUAGGCUCACUGCUGGCCAGGGCGCCAGCCACAGCCCCCCACACAGCGCUGCUGGGACGCCCUGUGUGGCGAUGGCCGCCAGCCACAGACAGCACCGAUGAACUGAAGCGAGAUCUGAGAUCGUUUAUCAAUAAACUGAAGAAGCACAAGAUGCCUGAGGGUGUGCUGGAGCUCAGCGAGAGCGCGACACUGCGCUCAGCACAGGAGCUGUCUCGGCAGUGGCGCCGGAGGAAGGGGACAUUGCUGUGGCAGGGCCUGGGUGUGGCCAUCACUGUUUCUCUGUACAGCAGCAUUGACUCAGCUCAGUUCUUAUCCUCGCUGCGGGAGGGACUCGAGGGGCUCUGGCUCUCUGUCUGCUCCCCGGCCCCCGGCACCGCAGCUCCGGUGCUGAUGAAGAGGAAGGGGAAGCUGGUGGUGAAGCUGAACGUCAGUAACCCGGCGGCUGUCAGCUGGUACCUGGGUACCGUGCGUAGCUUACAGCGGAGGCUGGGGGCUGCCUACACAGUGCUGGAGGGGGGGGAGAGCAGUGGCUACAGCCCAGGAGCCCAGCACUGCCCCCACAGCCCUGCCCACAGCCCAGCACUCAGCACCAUUGCCGCUGCCAUUGGAUCCAUGAACAGCGUCACCGCAGCCACAAGGUAGUAAUAAUAAUAAUCCUUGUAUUUGUCAUAGCCUGAUCUCAAAGUGUUUCCCAGAAUGUACUGUAAAGUGGAUUGACUGUAUAUUUUGUGGGUGAAACGUACAGCACUGCCCUGCACAGCCCGGGACAACACAGGGCAGAACAGCAGAGUACGGUAUGACACAGCACAGUAUGACCAGUACAGCAGAGAUGCACUGCAGGGCAGCAAUCCCCUGAGAGUGUGGCACUCCCAAACAAGUUCUCUGUAUUGAAUACUGGUGAGGGUGAUGACACCUCUGUGGGGAGGGGAGUCAAAAGCAAACCAAUGCACAAGGGGACACAGGGAAGAGUGUUACUGCCAUUGUCAUUGGGGACACAACAGUCAAAGGGAUAAACAGACGUUUCUGCAA
Molecule: messenger RNA, 1839 nt
Organism: Callorhinchus milii (elephant shark)
Lineage: Eukaryota; Metazoa; Chordata; Chondrichthyes; Chimaeriformes; Callorhinchidae
Product: SITS-binding protein
Exons: 6
Coding region: 1-1452 (483 amino acids)
Source: RefSeq, a predicted model, not a curated record